Molecule: messenger RNA, 1043 nt
Organism: Coccidioides immitis RS
Lineage: Eukaryota; Fungi; Ascomycota; Eurotiomycetes; Onygenales; Onygenaceae
Product: 60S ribosomal protein L18, variant
Exons: 4
Coding region: 89-658 (189 amino acids)
Biological process (GO): translation
Cellular component (GO): cytosolic large ribosomal subunit; ribosome
Molecular function (GO): RNA binding; structural constituent of ribosome
Source: RefSeq, a predicted model, not a curated record
UUCGACAAAAACCACGAGGAGUCAGUCUCGAUUCCACGGUGGUGUGAGAAACUGCCUAGGAGUGAAAAGUCCGUUUCCGAUAGCAGCCAUGGGUAUCGAUUUGGACCGUCACCAUGUCCGCAGCACCCACCGGAAGGCGCCCAAGAGCGACAAUGUCUACCUUCAGCUCUUGGUGAAGCUCUAUCGCUUCCUUGCCCGCCGCACUGAUUCUAACUUCAACAAAGUCGUUUUGCGACGCCUCUUCAUGUCCCGUAUUAACCGUCCUCCAAUGUCUCUCUCGCGCUUGGUCUCUAUUGUAAAGAAGGACAAUUCCGAAGAGUCUAUUAGCAACAAGACCAUCGUUGUCGUUGGGACCAUCACUGAUGAUGAGCGUCUACUUGUUGUUCCAAAAAUGUCGAUCGCUGCACUUCGAGUUACCGCCACUGCCAGAGCUAGAAUUGAGAAAGCUGGUGGUGAAAUCCUUACCUUGGAUCAACUCGCGCUCAGAGCUCCAACUGGUGCAAACACUAUUCUUCUUAGGGGAAAGAAAAAUGCCAGAGAGGCUGUCAAGCACUUCGGAUUUGGUCCACACAGUGGGAAGAAACCAAAAGUUGCCAGCAAGGGCCGGAAGUUUGAGAGAGCUCGGGGACGGAGAAGAUCGCGUGGCUUCAAAGUUUAAAUCUUCUCAUUGUGUGAGGUCGUCAUCCGCCGGUGGUAUCCUAGCUAGCUGGAUCCCAAAGUCAAUCGAAACGAGUUUCCUAAUUUCAAACCUAUUUUAGCUAUAGGAUACUACGCAUAGGGAACAUAUCUUGUAUUGGCGAGGAGCAUGUCGAUCAUAUGUUUCCCGAAAUGAUUCAAUCAUGAUGUAUGGAGAAGCUGAUAGUAUGGAUUGAUGGGGUCAAGAGCAAAAUAUCCAUCGAUGCCUCAUUUAUUUCCUAUGUGCAGGCUAUACUAUCUGUCGCCUAGGGGCAGUUGUUGGUGCUUCCAUUGCUUUCCGGCUUCGCCUUGAAACUCUCCUGCGGUAUGGCCGUUGCCUCUAAUCAAAUAUUUGUAAAUUGUUAAAC